ACGUCUCCCAAAGCACCAGUUAGCUGGGAUUAUGUGCCUAGCUUCCCUUCCGCCAUGAAGCUGACAAGAAAAGGUGGCGUCGACUGCGUCGACAUGUCUUCAGAACCUUGCUAGUUAAUUCUGCUUUGCGGAGGAGGUGUCACAUUCUUAUUUGUGACAGAGUUCCUGAUUUGAAAGGAAACAACAUGUCCAUCAGGAAGGUGUUCGGUGGCUCAGGAACGAUGGAUACGGACACAAAGGGACGAAGAGCACAACGGUUUCCGAGUCUUCGGCUUGCUAACGGCCGUAUUAGUUGUGGGACACCCUCAGAAGAAGAGAUUCGUUCACCACGUAGCCUACACAAGGAAGAAUCCAUCAAAAUUAGUGUUGAAAACACAGACUCGCUGGUAACUGCCACCGGAGACGAUGAUCCGGCACUUGUUAACGACUAUAUUAUGUCUGAAAUAAAUUUUAAAGAUGGGCGAUCCAGUAUUGGGGGAGGGGGCCCAAAUAAGGACGGCGGUAAUGAAAAGGACGACGUUAGUCUAUAUGGAACACCCAAGGAAGAACUGGCCCCAGUACUGGCGGAAGCUAAGGCAUCGUUUAUGCGGAAUCAACUGGAAGCGCUCUUUCAGCCGUCCGAUAACAAACUCGCUAUGAAACUGUUUGGAAGUAAGAAAGCCCUUAUGAAAGAACGGAUCAGACAGAAAGCUGCCGGACACUGGAUUAUCCACCCUUGUUCUACAUUCAGAUUCUACUGGGACCUGUGUAUGCUGCUAUUCCUGGUUGCAAACCUUAUUGUUUUGCCUGUUGCUAUUUCUUUCUUCAAUGACGACUUGUCUGCGCGAUGGAUUGCCUUCAACUGUCUUUCCGAUACCAUCUUCCUCCUAGACAUCGUUGUAAACUUUAGAACGGGUAUAAUGAAGCAAGAUGGCUCUGAACAAGUGAUACUGGACCCAAAUUUAAUAGCUAAACAUUACGUAAGGACAUGGUUUUUUCUUGACCUCAUUAGUUCCAUACCGCUGGACUAUAUUUUUUUAAUAUUCAACCCAGACUACAGUGACAAUUUUCAGCUGCUGCAUGCCGGCCGUGCGUUACGAAUUCUACGUUUGGUCAAAAUGCUUAGUUUAUUGAGGUUGCUACGGUUAUCGAGAUUGGUAAGAUAUGUCAGCCAAUGGGAAGAAGUAUACAUGGCAACUUUGGCGUCCUUGACCUUUAGAACUGGUGUCUUCACAUGUCUUUUUGAGGCCUGCGGUGAGACCUGCGUCUGGAAGUUCCUCAACAUGGCAAGUGUCUUUAUGAAGAUUUUCAACCUUAUAUGUAUGAUGUUACUGAUUGGACAUUGGAGUGGUUGUCUUCAAUUCCUUGUACCCAUGUUACAGGGAUUUCCAUCCAAUUCUUGGGUUGCUAUCAAUGAACUUCAGGACGUUUUCUGGUUCGAGCAAUACUCCUGGGCAUUAUUCAAGGCUAUGUCCCAUAUGCUGUGUAUUGGCUAUGGCCGAUUUCCUCCACAGAGUUUAACAGAUAUGUGGUUAACUCUACUGAGUAUGAUCAGCGGCGCCAUCUGUUACGCCCUAUUCUUGGGACACACAACUAACCUCAUCCAGUCACUAGAUUCAUCUCGGCGCCAGUAUAGAGAAAAGUUGAAACAAGUUGAAGAAUACAUGGCCUAUCGUAAGCUACCACGUGACCUUCGUCACAGAAUCACAGAUUACUUUGAGCAUCGCUACCAGGGCAAGUACUUUGACGAGGACGCCAUCUUAGGAGAACUUUCUGAAAAGUUAAGGGAGGACGUUAUCAAUUUCAACUGUCGCUCACUUGUUGCGUCAGUUCCCUUCUUUGCAAACGCUGACUCAAAUUUUGUUAACGACGUCGUUACUAACCUUGAAUACGAAGUCUUCCAACCGGGAGAUAUCAUAAUUAAAGAAGGGACACUUGGGACAAAGAUGUAUUUUAUUCAGGAAGGAAUAGUAGAUAUUAUCAUGUCAAACGGUAUAAUUGCCACAAGUCUGUCUGACGGAUCGUAUUUUGGAGAAAUAUGUUUACUCACCAAUGCCCGAAGAGUAGCCAGCGUCCGAGCAGAAACCUACUGUAACCUGUUCUCUCUCUCUGUGGAGCACUUUAACGCCGUUUUGAAUAUCUAUCCACUGAUGCGAAGAACAAUGGAAUCUAUUGCAGCUGAAAGGCUGAAUAAGAUUGGUAAAAACCCAAAUAUCGUAAGUCAGAGGGAAGAUUUGCAGAGUGACUUGAACACAGUGAACGCUAUACUUCUGUCCCAUCAGUCCUCGAGUAGUGAGGUGUCCGGCGACAAGAAUGAACAUACCAUCGCUGCCGCUCUAAAGAGCACUAUUCCUCGUCCUAAGUCUGAAAGCUGCUUCCCUCGUGUAGACUUUGGACGUUUUGAACCUGCUUCUCUUCCAAGAUCAGAGACUUUUUACCAAUCUCUUAGCAGCACACCUGCUGAAACAACUUUUCACGCCUGAUACCAUCAGACUAGCAAAAAUUGUUAAUUUAUUUUUCUUUAAAAGUACAGAUUACCGCCAGAGCCUUGAAAAAUAAGAUUAAACUCUGGCGUUUCGUCCCAAAGUAAUAAUGAAACUGUUCUUCCUUCAUAAGUUCUGGAGUAUGCAAUAAAUUAGGGAUAAUAUAAAGUGUAUGCAUAGACAGAUUGAAAAAAAACGUUUCUUACAAGACUUUAGCGGGUUCCUGGUUAUUAUCACCAGAAAAAACAAAUUAGUAUGAGUUUCCACUUCUUCAAGCAUCGAAUAUCAACACAACACACGUUUAACAAUUCACUUAGAUUUUUCCGCCUCCUCGUCAAAUUGGUGAGGUUUAUUGUACAUGACACAAAGCUAGAUUUGGAGCCUAAGACUAUCUACAAGGAAUUCUCGUUUCCGAUAGAGGUCUCUAGGACUUUUCAUUAACUGAGUUACUUUCAGCGUCCUCUUGGUGAAAAUCAAGCAAGAGUAGCUGUCUCACGAGACUUAAUCGCUUACUUCAUGGACAACCAGGUAUUUCCAUACCAUCGGUUAACAGAAUAAGAAGAAACAACAAUGUAUAUCACCUGUCCUCUUCUAGAAUGUUCACCGACUGAAAUAGUAAAAUAACCUUAGGGAAAGACCUUAGGGAUCUGUGCUUUUCCGUAGUAAUGGAGAAUGAUACACGUAAUUUACCCAGAAACAUGGUCUAUGAUAAGCGGAUCUUAGUAGUGGUUUCUAAAUGUGUCGAUAGCGUUGAUUGACCAACUAAUUCAUAUUCUGUAGCUAUGCAUAUCUCAGAAAUAAAA
Messenger RNA from Limulus polyphemus (Atlantic horseshoe crab), 3265 nucleotides. Its product is annotated as potassium/sodium hyperpolarization-activated cyclic nucleotide-gated channel 2-like. The coding region runs from base 186 to 2462 and encodes 758 amino acids. Gene Ontology annotation, molecular function: voltage-gated potassium channel activity. The transcript has 10 exons. The record is from RefSeq and is a predicted model, not a curated record. Gene Ontology annotation, cellular component: membrane. Lineage: Eukaryota; Metazoa; Arthropoda; Merostomata; Xiphosura; Limulidae. Gene Ontology annotation, biological process: potassium ion transport; transmembrane transport.